AGUUUCGCCCAAAUCCUCAUCGCUGCAUCUGUGAACGGCGAACGCAAAAGCUGUUGGGGACGCCGGAACCGCGGAGAUACCGAAAGCCGUGCGCCGCCUCUGCCCCUUCUCAACAAAUCUAGCCGGGAUGUGCCCGAACGCAGUAGCAUCCCAUGUUGAUCCAACAUCCCGGGCCGGCUGUCGCAUGCGUAGCCCAACACACUGAAGCCGGAGCUGCGCCGACUGCGCUGGUAGCAUCAUGUUCCCUCCGGGGAUAUCCCCGGGGCGUUAGCUCGGAACAUCUGCCUGCCUGCCUACCUGAGACGUUCGGGCCAUCGCCGAAAAUAGGCAGUGCCCGGCAGAGCGGCGGACAUGACGCCGUGGUCGGAUCAGCCAGGGCCCCCGACGCGGAGCGUGUCCCGCAGCUUCCUACUCACGCUGGGCACGGGGAUGACGUUCGGCUUCGGCUGCGCCUACCUGCUGCUCAGCGUGCUGUCCAUGGACCACCGGUCGACGUGGCUAUCGCGGCUGUCGCGGGCAGCCGUGCCAGCUCUGUACGCCACUGACGCUCACUCGCACUGGGACGGCGUCGACGCGGCGGGCCCCGACCGUCCGCUAAGCGUCCACGGCUCCCAGGAGGAGUUCCAUAGGACAGGUGAGGACCAGGUGGCGAGGGAACUGCACAACCGUGUGCGUGUGCUCUGCUGGGUGAUGACCAAUCCGGCCAACCAUGCCAAGAAGGCGCGGCAUGUCAAAGCCACCUGGGGCCGCCGCUGCAAUAUCCUGCUAUUCAUGAGCUCCGCGCCGGACCCAAGCCUGCCCACGGUGGCACUCUCCGUGGAGGAAUCGCGCAACGCACUUUGGGCCAAGACCAAGGCUUCAUUCCGGGAGGUGUACAACCACUACCUCAACAGCUCAGACUGGUUCCUCAAGGCAGACGACGACACCUAUGUCAUCCUGGAGAAUCUCAGGUAUUUUUUGCUGGACAAGAACUCUUCGGAACCCGUCUACUACGGCUGCCGCUUCAAGCCCUUCGUGAAACAAGGCUACAUGAGCGGUGGAGCGGGCUACGUGCUCAGCCGAGAGGCCCUUCGCCGCCUCAUCGAGGUCGGGCUGCGCGAUCCCAAGAAGUGCCGGGCCGACGGACGCGGGGCCGAAGACGUUGAGAUGGGCAAGUGCCUGGAAAACCUCGGCGUCGACGCGGGGGACACACGCGAUGCCAUGGGCCGUGGUCGCUUCUUUCCGCUCGUUCCCGAGAGCCACCUGAUUCCCGGCCAGAUGCCCAAGGACUUUUGGUUCUGGACCUAUGCAUACUAUCCUUUCCAGGAGGGGAUGAACUGCUGCAGCGACACAGCCAUUUCGUUUCACUACAUCAGCCCAAACAUGAUGUAUGUCAUGGAAUACCUCGUGUACCACCUGAGGCCGUAUGGGAUUGACACCACAAUCCGCAAAAGCGCGAAAACACCGCAAACACGGCAGCUCACUUCCCGUCGCCCAGUCCUGUCGCCCGGCACGGCCAGUACGACGAUGACGAAGCACCGUCAAACGUGAAAUGCUGGGACGAGAGUGACAACUGCUGGUGAUGCAGCUAAGACGUUCAGUGCUUCCUUGGACGGCAAACGCCACCCCAGAGUCAUAUCGUACGUAGGAAUGUUUUCUUCCGUUAAGGUCAUAGUACAACUGGCCCCCUUGGAGGCAAAGUCGGGCAAGUUUAGUCAGCCAGCUUGACAAAGGGCCUGUCCAAGGAACAUGGACGUAGGAAGCUUCUGGAGGCGACAUGAUGCCACGAGGGGUGAAGCCAGAAGUGUGGAGGGACUAGCCCUCAAGAUGAUGACCAAGACCAAGAGACGCUAUUGGACGAAAAGGAGAGCUGACUUGGUGCCAACAGCUGUUUUGGUCACCCUUGGGGCCUAGUCUCUUGGUUUUGUACGUCGUUGGGGGUGUGUCCCUCCACACUUCUCGCUUCACCUCUGGUGAUAUCAUGUUGCCUCUAGAAGCUCCCUACCUCCAUGCCGGGGAAUGUCACAUGCCCCGAAGCUAACAAAAAAAGACCUUGGGUAAUUGGGGCGGGAUAUGCAACAUUGCCGACGUUUUGCGGAACCCAAGACGGGCCUUUCAUUUUGGGCAUCGAAAAACGAUAGUCACACCUACUCAGUGAUGUUGCACUUAAACCAGUCUUUCUGUUUGUCUUUUAAGUUUUUACUUUUACACUUUGGGGCAUGUUUAGAAUUCAUUUGCGAAGUUCUACGAUCUCUUUGUAGGUGAAGUUUUACUCGGGAUGCAGAAUUUAGUCGCAUUUGAGACUGGCGAGCUCGUUUCGUAUGCUUUUGCAUCAGGAGCUGACAACCAACAGCAAUCUCGUUUUUUGUUUUACCAAAAAUGUCUGUUCUGACGGCAAUAUGCUGGUUACAAACUUGCUGUUCCAUUUUUUAGGUGCCAAUCAAUGACAAACGCUAUAUAUAAUCUAGUGCAGAAGCGUUACGUUCCCUAACGAGAGUGCCACACGAAAUGCAUGUUCUUAUUUUCAUAAAUAACUUACGUGCAAACAGAGUCGUAGAGGGGAAUGCAUAAUUCAUUAAUGUAGUGCAUCUACUAUGUAAAUUUUUAUAGGACAUCGUUUUUUUAUUUGUUACGGUAAGUGGCGGCCACAGAUGUUGCCACAAGUCGUCACCCCCCCCCCCCCAAUUGGGUGUUUUUCGUCAAGUCUGGUGUAUUAAGGCCAACAUGUCGUAUAUGCUUAGCAGUCCUUCAUUUUGCUGCUGUUGUUCAUUUAGGUUUAGAUAUAUUGGACAAACGGCAUUACCUUUCUAUGCA
This is a messenger RNA of Ixodes scapularis (black-legged tick), 2793 nucleotides long. Its product is annotated as glycoprotein-N-acetylgalactosamine 3-beta-galactosyltransferase 1. NCBI's taxonomy places the organism in Eukaryota, Metazoa, Arthropoda, Arachnida, Ixodida, Ixodidae. The transcript has 5 exons. Gene Ontology annotation, cellular component: membrane. The record is from RefSeq and is a predicted model, not a curated record. The coding region runs from base 352 to 1530 and encodes 392 amino acids. Gene Ontology annotation, molecular function: N-acetylgalactosaminide beta-1,3-galactosyltransferase activity.